This is a messenger RNA of Anguilla anguilla (European eel), 3892 nucleotides long. RefSeq names its product glucoside xylosyltransferase 1-like. The transcript is spliced from 8 exons. Gene Ontology annotation, biological process: protein O-linked glycosylation via N-acetylgalactosamine. Bases 347 to 1714 code for a protein of 455 amino acids. The record is from RefSeq and is a predicted model, not a curated record. Gene Ontology annotation, molecular function: UDP-xylosyltransferase activity. Lineage: Eukaryota; Metazoa; Chordata; Actinopteri; Anguilliformes; Anguillidae.
UGUAAUACGAGAUCCCUGGGGGUGAAAAAACAAAUUCUGAUGAAACAGACUCGGACGGUUUGGGUGUUUAUACGCUGCAUGUAAAUUGCGACGUUAGCUAGGUGAGAAUACUGUGGUUUAUUUCCUCCCAUAAGCCUUUGACCGUCUUGGCAGCGGUGGAGGAGGGGGGUUAGCACUCGGUAUUAGCAAAUAGUUGCGAUGUCUGUCGCACGUCCUCCUACGAGAUCGGCGUAUGUGGGGAAACGAGCGACUUAGCUAGUCAUGACUUAAAUUUUAUUCCCACAAAAUAGUGUAUUAGAUAGCCAACUAGUUUGGCUAGUUUUAUUUUUUUAUAUAUAUAUUUAAAAUGAGGCGCUACCUUCGCGUACUUCUCGUGUGUAUGAUUUUUGCGUUCUUUUCGGUAUUGUACGUGUUCAGCCAACUUGCCUCGUCCCUGGAAACGUCAAGCAUAGGGGCUGGGAGUGCCGCUCGGCCGAAAGCCGUCUUUCAGCCGAGGGACCUGGGACACAGAGCCAGGAAAGAGCCGGGAAAUGAAGGCCCGGAGAAUCAACAUUGGUACAACAGGUGUAAGAAUUUGUCAGUGACUUACUGGAAUCCCUAUUGGAGACUGCCCCCUGGUGUUUGUGGAUUGAACUGCUUUAUGGAUUCGGCUUUUAGGUACAUCAUGAGGAGGCGGGACCCGCCGGAGGGCGGGGCUGUGGCCGCGGCGCGGGAGGAGCGCAUGCACCUGGCCGUGGUCUCGUGCGGACAGAGGCUGGACGAGACGCUCACCAUGCUGAAGUCCGCCGUCCUCUUCGGCCGACGCCCCCUCCACUUCCACGUCUUCGCCGAAGACCAGCUGCACCGGGGCUUCAAAGAGGCCCUGGAGGUGUGGCCCGAGCCGUUCCGCUCCAGGUUCAACUACACGAUCUACCCAAUCACCUUCCCCCCGGAGAACGCCGCAGAGUGGAAGAGGCUGUUCAAGCCCUGCGCCUCCCAGAGACUCUUUCUACCGAUCAUCCUGAAGGAAGUGGACUCCCUGCUGUACGUGGACACGGACAUCCUGUUCCUGCGGCCGGUGGAGGACGUGUGGGCCUUCCUGGCGCGCUUCAACUCCACCCAGGCGGCCGCCAUGGCGCCCGAGCACGAGGACCCGCGCAUCGCCUGGUACAGCCGCUUCGCCCGCCACCCCUACCACGGCAAGACGGGCAUCAACUCGGGCGUCAUGCUCAUGAACAUGACCCGCAUCAGGGGCAAGCUCUUCAAGAAUGAUAUGACCUCUGUGGAGUUGUCAUGGGAAGAUUUGCUGAUGCCCCUUCUCCAGAAGUAUAAGCUGAAUAUUACCUGGGGGGACCAGGAUCUGCUGAACAUCAUCUUCCACCACAACCCAGAGAGCCUGUUCGUGUUCCCCUGCCAGUGGAACUUCCGGCCGGACCACUGCAUCUACGGGAGCAACUGCGUCCCGGCCGAGGAGGAGGGCGUCUUCGUUCUCCACGGAAACCGCGGCGUCUACCACGACGAGAAGCAGCCGGCGUUCAGGGCCAUGUACGACGCCAUCAACAAGUACUCGUUUGGAGCGGACCCCCUGCACACCCUGCUGUUGCCCCUGGAGCAGCAGCUCCUGAGCACCACCCACACGUACUGCGGGAGAGUCAGACACCUCUUCACCAAGAGACUGCGGCUCAGCGUCUCCAGCAUGAGCAGCGUCAGCACCGGCACGGCCAGAGGGAGCUGAUCUCUGCUUCCGUCCGCCCAGUGUCCCCGAGCUGCAGACAGCCAGCCAGAGCUACAGACGCUGAGUCUGAGGCUCCAAGCUACAGACACCCAGCCAGAGCUACAGACACCAAGUCUCAGCCUCGGGGCUACAGACACCAAGUCUCAACCUCCAAGCUACAGACACCCAGCGAGAUCUACAGACUCUGAGUCAAUCCUACGCUGGGUAUAAAUCUCACAGCUACAGACACAAACUGACUCAGCUCCACAAACGGACUGACAGUCUGACAGUUACGGACAGAAGACUUGGAACAGGCACUGAUAGACUGUCUGACAGACUUAGACGCUGACUAAAGCUUAGAGCUACAGACAGACUGACUGAGUCAUAGAACUACAGACACUGACUGAGCCUUAGAGCUACAGACACUGCCUGGCUGAGCCUUAUCACUACAGACAUUGACUGACUCAGCCUCAGAGUUACAGACACUGAGUCAGACCUACAGAGACUUUCCAGAGACCAAUGAAUAGAACCGCUCCUUACAGCUACAGGCACUGACGGGCUAAGUUCAGCAGGCAGAUGUACGGAAAUCACUGUGCAGCUCACGGACCUGGUCUGUGGUUUCUGUGUGGAGAUGUGACAAUCAUCCGUUCCAUGCCUUAAACCUUGGACUAAAAUGCCAGACAAUCGUCGGGUUACACUACAGGGAAGUAAAAACAGAAAAUCCGGAAAAAACUGGACUCCUACGGAUUUGUAAUCCCUCCUUUGUGUGUGUGCGUGUGUGUGUUCCAGCUAAAGAGCUUGGUAUGUGCACGUGGGUCAGUGCAAGCCUCCGAUUGGCUACGUAAUCCCUCUGCAGUGAUGACCACUUUGAUUUCACCAGGUCAUCACUUCAGAAGAUCACUGAAUCUUAGUCGACCUAACAGAUAAAAAUAAAGGCAAUAAACAAAUACAGUAUUUAGCAAUUGAGAAAUUGAAUAUUCAUAAUGAGUGUACGUGUGUGUGUCUUACCAGCCUGUGAAGGCCUUUUUGUUGUUUGUCAAUCUCGUAAGUAUCAGCCCUGAAUAGAGAACGUGGGUUAUUCGUGUUAGAGAGAGAAGUGUGAAUUAAAUCAUUUCAUAAGUCUCAUAAAUAUCACCACUUCCAGUGACUUGAUGAGUAUUGAUAGGUUUUAGGUGAUCCAUAAUGUUUGAAUGAGAGAAUUAAAUAUCCGUAUUUAUAUACCUUCAUAUGUGAUUUUUUUAGAAUUAAUCACCUGAACCUAAACCAUGAUUGUAUUUAUAAAAAAUGACAUUCAGUUAAUUUUAACAAUGAGAGAAAAGCGUUCAGCUCCUCUUUUGGGAUGGGUUGAUCUAAUUUUUAAUCUUCUCGGCUAUAUACUGGCACCAUUUGAGCCAUGUCAGAUUUCAGUUAGUCAAGUUAGUUUAUUUAAAAUGUUUACCUACAGGGUGAUGGAUGUUAACACUAACAGUAGGACAUUGGUCUGUUUUGCACUAAACAAAAAAAUGAAAAUAAGUUUAUAUACGAUAACCGUACUGAUUAGAAAUUGUUCGGUGUAUUGUUUGAAAUAUCGUUUGAUAACAUUUCAGAUUUGGAGUUUUUGAUUGGAAGGGGGGGAACUCCACUAUGUCGAGUGAAUGCAAUUAACCUUUUCGUCUACAGAAAUGUGAAUGAUGUCACUCUGGUGUUUUGUACAGCUGGAGUGUCCAUAUGUGCAUUGUGUUUAUGGAAAUUUAUAUGCGGUCAGGAAAGGAAAAUGUAAUUUUCUUUUGUCUUUGUGGGAUGAUGUGUUUGAAUAGCUAAAGCCAAAAAACGUGUUUUGCACUGUCAGUUGUACACACAGGGCCAAUGACCACGGUGGCCUUGGAAAAAAAAAAAAAAUCCAAUCACUGUUAACUAACCAUCUCAUUACCAGCAACGGAUAACUAAUCUGUAGUGUUGCGAUUGUUAUACCUCGAUGUACAGAUGUUCUAUAAUUAUUUACGUUAGUUACAUAAAAAAUUUAAGUUGGAAAUGUCUUAUGAAAAAAAAUAUUUUUAUAAUGAAGUGUAAAGUCACAUUUUAGAGAGAAUUUUUUCAUGUUUAUACUUUGAGACUUUUGUGGAUUGUAUGCUUGAGGGUCUCGAAAUAUAUGAAAUGAAUAAAAAUGACUUACGGAUUCACUGAAGUCUGUAAAGCCGAUUAAAAGGAGUGUCGUGCUCA